UCGUUAGCAAAUCCUGUUGGCUUUACUUUCAAAACAUGUUCAAAAUCCAGCUGCCUUCUCACGAACUCUGCUGCUACCACCAAGCCACCAUCAUAUCUCACCUGGAUUCUUGCAAAGACCUCCUCACUGAUCUCUCUGUCUGUGUCGUCUUGACCCUAUGGAUUCUCUUCUCCACACAGCAGCCAGUGAUUCUUCUCAAAUUGCCCAACCCAAGUUCAAAGGCUGAUGAGAGAGAAAAACUCAUGAAGAGGUUUUACUCUAGGGAAAGUUGUUCAGUGAAUGGGAUCUUGGUGCAUAGGGAAAGAUGUUAGGCUCUUCCUGGCUCCUUCUCAGCCUUGCUGCUCUAACCGCUGCUCAAUCCACCACUGAGGAUCUGGCCGAGACAUUUUUGGAGAAGUUUAACUAUGAAGCUGAAGACCUGUAUUAUCAAAGUUCUCUUGCUUCUUGGAAUUAUAACACCAAUAUUACCGACGAGAAUAUCGAAAAGAUGAAUGAUGCUGGAGCCAAAUGGUCUGCCUUUUAUGAAGAACAGUCCAAGCAUGCCAAAACAUACCCACUAGAAGAAAUUCAUAAUUCUACAGUCAAGCGUCAAUUGCAGGCCCUUCAGCACAGUGGGUCAUCAGUGCUCUCAGCAGACAAGAGCCAACGAUUGAACACAAUCCUAAAUGCAAUGAGCACUAUCUACAGUACUGGAAAAGCUUGUAACCCAAAUAAUCCACAGGAGUGCUUAUUACUGGAACCAGGUUUGGAUGACAUAAUGGAAAACAGCAAUGACUACAAUGAGAGGCUCUGGGCCUGGGAAGGCUGGAGGUCUGAGGUCGGCAAGCAGCUGAGGCCAUUAUAUGAAGAGUAUGUGGCCCUGAAAAAUGAGAUGGCAAGAGCCAACAAUUAUGAGGACUAUGGGGAUUAUUGGAGAGGAGAUUAUGAAGAGGAGUGGACAGAUGGCUAUAACUAUAGCCGCAACCAGUUGAUUGAAGAUGUGGAACAUACCUUCACACAGAUUAAACCAUUGUAUGAACAUCUUCAUGCUUAUGUGAGGGCAAAGUUGAUGGACACCUACCCUUCCCGUAUCAGCCCAACUGGAUGCCUCCCAGCCCAUUUGCUUGGCGAUAUGUGGGGUAGAUUUUGGACAAACCUGUACCCUCUGACAAUCCCCUUUGGACAGAAACCAAACAUAGAUGUUACUCAUGCAAUGGUGAACCAGAACUGGGAUGCAAGGAGGAUAUUCGAAGAGGCUGAGAAAUUCUUUGUGUCUGUUGGCCUUCCUAAUAUGACUCAAGAAUUCUGGGAAAACUCCAUGUUAACGGAGCCAGGCGACGGCCAGAAAGUGGUCUGCCACCCCACAGCUUGGGACCUAGGGAAGGGUGACUUCAGGAUCAAGAUGUGCACAAAGGUGACGAUGGAUGACUUCCUGACAGCCCAUCAUGAGAUGGGACACAUCCAGUAUGACAUGGCGUAUGCCGAGCAACCCUUCCUGCUAAGAAAUGGAGCUAAUGAAGGGUUCCAUGAAGCUAUUGGGGAAAUCAUGUCACUUUCUGCAGCUACACCCAACCAUUUGAAGAACAUUGGUCUUCUGCCACCUGGUUUUUCUGAAGACAAUGAAACAGAGAUAAACUUCCUACUCAAACAAGCACUUACAAUUGUUGGAACUCUACCAUUUACUUACAUGUUAGAAAAGUGGAGAUGGAUGGUCUUUCAGGGUAAAAUUCCCAAAGAGCAGUGGAUGAAAAAAUGGUGGGAGAUGAAGCGAGACUUAGUUGGGGUGGUGGAACCCUUGCCCCAUGAUGAAACAUACUGUGACCCUGCAUCUCUGUUCCAUGUUGCUAAUGAUUACUCAUUCAUCAGAUAUUACACAAGGACCAUUUAUCAAUUCCAAUUUCAGGAAGCCCUUUGUCAAAUAGCUAAACAUGAAGGACCCCUACACAAAUGUGAUAUCUCCAAUUCCAGUGAAGCCGGGAAGACACUGCUCCAAAUGCUGAGGCUUGGAAGAUCAAAACCCUGGACCUUAGCAUUGGAACGUGUUGUAGGAGCAAAGAAUAUGGAUGUAAGACCACUGCUCAACUACUUUGAGCCCUUGUUUACCUGGCUGAAAGAGCAAAACAGGAAUUCUUUUGUGGGUUGGAACACUGACUGGAGUCCAUAUGCUGACCAAAGCAUUAAAGUGAGGAUAAGCCUAAAAUCAGCUCUUGGAAAAGAAGCAUACGAAUGGAAUGACAAUGAAAUGUACUUGUUCCGGUCAUCUAUUGCCUAUGCCAUGAGGAAGUAUUUUUCAGAAGCCAAAACCCAGACGAUUCCUUUUGUGGAGGAUAACGUGUGGGUGAGCAAUUUGAAACCUAGAAUCUCCUUUAACUUCUUCGUCACUUCACCUGGAAAUGUGUCUGACGUCAUUCCUAGAGCUGACGUUGAAGAUGCCAUCAAGUAA
Messenger RNA from Ailuropoda melanoleuca (giant panda), 2422 nucleotides. It is a transcript of the gene ACE2, whose product is annotated as angiotensin converting enzyme 2. Gene Ontology annotation, biological process: proteolysis. NCBI's taxonomy places the organism in Eukaryota, Metazoa, Chordata, Mammalia, Carnivora, Ursidae. Gene Ontology annotation, molecular function: metallopeptidase activity; peptidyl-dipeptidase activity. The transcript is spliced from 17 exons. Bases 305 to 2422 code for a protein of 705 amino acids. The record is from RefSeq and is a predicted model, not a curated record. Gene Ontology annotation, cellular component: plasma membrane.